UUAAGGUUGAUUGCUGUAGCUUGAAGACUUCUGCUCUUUUUUGUUUGUUGUAAUUAAUCCCCCCCCCCCCCCCCGGUAAACAUCUGGGUGUAUAUCAAACGGCAAGAUGUCCAGUAAUGUCCCGGCGGAUAUGAUAAAUUUGCGCCUCAUCUUGGUAAGCGGGAAAACAAAAGAGUUCCUGUUUUCUCCUAAUGAUUCUGCUUCUGACAUUGCGAAGCAUGUGUAUGACAAUUGGCCAACGGACUGGGAGGAAGAGCAGGUCAGCAGUCCAAAUAUUCUACGACUUAUUUAUCAAGGACGAUUUCUACAUGGAAAUGUCACAUUAGGAGCAUUAAAACUUCCUUUUGGCAAAACAACGGUGAUGCAUUUGGUGGCCAGAGAGACAUUGCCAGAGCCAAACUCUCAAGGUCAGAGGAAUCGCGAAAAGACUGGAGAGAGUAAUUGUUGCGUAAUCCUGUAAACACCGUGUGCUGCGUGUGCUGUCAUGUGGUCUAUGUCUUUCUCGCUGCUGGGACAGAAGAGACCCGACAUUGCUUCGGAAACCCUUAGGAAGAGUCUGCCUGUAAAUCCAUGGACCUGAAUGAUCCCAUGAACGCUGUCAUCUUUCCUCAUCAAAGUAAAAAGAACCAAGAACAUUUUUUCACCAUGCGUUUUUAUUUCUAGUUUCUUCGUUUCUGUUGAGCAGUUUUAAAAUCUAUUGGUUUUUGGAUGCUGUCAAUCUCUAGGCGCACAGUUCGCAAGUUACCUUCCUAGCGGAAACCAUUUUGCCGCCACAAAUUUUCAUCACCCGAACUAACAAAUCAAGUGUUCCGAAUAUAGUUUGCACUAAAAAAGAUUGACAUUAUUUUCUUCAUCAGCAGAUUUUACAACAUGGUUUAUGGUACCUUAAAAGUGCUCGGAAACACAAUUCCGCACUGGAAAACACUCAGCAAUUAAUGAAGUUAAUUAGUGGGCCCACUGGAGAGGGAAAAAUGGAAUAGAAAUGGAAAUGUUGGGUGAAUUCUAUCAAAGUCAGCCAUGGUGGCUGCACUGGCACAGAGUACAAAACUGAGUGUGACUAUUUUCAUGGCAACAAAUGAAAAAACAAAACGUGCCUGUUGUUUAAAGCACUCGGUGGAGAGCUGACGAAACGAAUUGCUUUUCCUUUCACACCUGCACUCCUCAGUCCCGCGGUCACUGAGUGCUUGUCCACACAGCACAAAAGGGGUGCGAGUGCGCUUCCUAGCCUUAACGUGGGAGGGUCAGUUCCAUUCUCGUAGACGUUCAUUGCCGCACAGAGAUAAUAGAAAACCUCAUUUACUUAUCAAUUUUAUGUAUUUGAAGGUCAGCAAAUUGGAUUUUUCUAAAAUUGCUCGUCUGUAACCGUCCAGUGUCACACUCACUCACUGGGGUUCAAAUGAAUUCUUAAAAUUGAAAUAAUUCUCCAUAGUAACCAAUUUUGUUUCUUUAUGUAGUUUGCAUUUGGUAUUAGUGCUUGCAAUUGUAUUAAAAUCAAAAGCUGAUUUUUUAAGGCGUACUACAUGAUUAAGGAUGACGUUCUUUUGUUUUGUACCAAUCAUUUAAAAAUUGAUAAUGCUAAAACCAAUUUGCACAGCACUAAAGCAUGAGCUAGUUUCAUCUAAACCUGUAAAAAUAUAAAAGAUUUUAUAUUUUUUCACUGGGAAGAAAUUCUUCCUGGAUGAAAUUACAAAUAUGUGUAGAAUAUAUUUAAUAAAAAACUUAUAAAAUACCUAACUAUAGAACUUAAAUAUAGAUUGGCGUGUAGUAUAUAGAACAAUAUUCCAUAUAAAUAACUUUAGCCUUUAUGAGAACGAAGUUGCAGGCUGACAUUAUGUUGUGUACUUUAAGUGUCCAUGGCCCUUAAGAAAACAUUAAGUGUAAAUGGUUUCAAAUGGUCAGCUUUGUCUAAAGGUAAUCAGGUUAUUUUACUCAUUGUCAGUGCUUUGAUGAAAAGGCUUUAUAUGCAGUAGAUCUACGAAAAUAUUGUUCAUACUGAUCAGAAUUAAAUUUGUAUAGAGCAGAGUUUUAAAAUGAAUGUAAAUAGCACUAAACAUUUUCUUUCUGCAACCUGUACUUAGAGAUUCUUUCUGUAAACUAAAAAUAAAAUAUCGUAGUGCAUUUAUUUCAGUGGUAAUUUUAAAGGUCUUGAUUAAAUUGAUUGUUGUUUAAGCACCGUCUCAUCCAUGUUAAAAUUGUGUUCUACCUUUAUUUCUGAGUCUUUAAAAAUUUUGCGUAAUAUUCCAUUGUUAGUUUCAGGAGUAUUCACAGUGUAUCUUUGAUAUUUAACCUGGUUAAUUUGUGCACAGAGCAACAAUGGGUAGAAUUAUGCAGUCUCUGUUACCACUAAAAUGUUGUAUUCGGAUGUUAAAUAUUUAUAUGCUUUGUUGACUAGCUCAAACGUGAAUUCCGUUAGUGUUUGACUAAAGAAGAAUCUGGUAGUUACUAAAUGGGGCAGUUAAGCCAUUUAUGGCUCUGUUCUUUUGUAAAGCAAACUACUGGUGAUUAUUUUUAAUACCUGUUUUAAUUCUAAUUGCUCUUCUGUUUUUCCAAAGUUCAAGACUAUCAGUUCAUUAUGAUUGAAUUUGUAUGGUGGUUCAAAAACUGUUCUCUCUUGGUUUUCAAUAUAGUUUUCUGUGUGUUCUCCUGUUAUAAAUUCCCUUCUACAAGACCUCCAUUUAAAGUUUGCAAAAUGGAUAAACUGGUUCAUCAGUAGAGAAAGAAUUGUGUCACUUAAUUCCUAAUAACAUUGUUGUGCAAAGUGGAAAAAAAAAAAUAGCAGUAAAAUUAUAUACUGAAAACACCGAAAAUUUAGAUGCCUUAAUAGUAUAUACACGAAAAUACUCAACCAUCCCCCUUAAAAUAGUUCCUUGGACUGCCUGAUGAUUACAAUAUGAUUUAUCAUAUCCAAGGCUACUAUUGAAGAUCCCUCUGCCAAAAAUAACAGCUCACUUACCGAAAGGUAAAGGCUGCAUGGAUCUGGUAAUGUAAAUAAAGCCUGAAUUAUGGGCCUGUGACCCUGCCCAGUGCUUGCUAUCUAACUCACCUCUUUUACCUAAAUUAUCCUAGACUCUGUUAAGUGUUCUGGACAAGGCGAAGCUUUUCUUCUUUAUUAAAACCUCAGCAUGUCUCCUUGAUCUGAAUUAUUUGCUUUCUCUUCGAGAUAGGUUGUAUCUUCUCCUAUCAUGAAAAAUAUAGUAUCUAACAUCGUCAGUCACAUUAAAUGAGGUUUUCUCAUAACAAGCAUUUAUCCUUAGUUUGAUGUCAUCUUGACCAAUGUUGCAGAAAUUUCUGUUAGCUGAUUGUGGUAAACAAUGUUUAAUGUGAAAAGAAAUUAAAACUUUCAUCAUCUGUUGUA
Molecule: messenger RNA, 3355 nt
Organism: Prionailurus viverrinus (fishing cat)
Lineage: Eukaryota; Metazoa; Chordata; Mammalia; Carnivora; Felidae
Gene: UBL3
Product: ubiquitin like 3
Exons: 5
Coding region: 107-460 (117 amino acids)
Molecular function (GO): protein binding
Source: RefSeq, a predicted model, not a curated record